CUAAUAUUCGAAUCGAUGCCAUUGGUACCAAACUUUUCAAGUUCCAUAGUGUACACAAUGUCUAGAGGUGGAUUUAGGAGCAACUAUGGUGGUGGCGGCAGAGGGGGAGGAAGAGGGGGUGGAUUCCGCGGGGGGGGUCGAGGUGGAGGAAGAGGGGGGUAUGGAAACAGAUACGAUCAGGGCCCCCCAGAAACUGUAAAAGAACUCGGGGAGUAUGUACAUCCCUGCGAGGACGACUUGGUCUGUGUCAGCACGAUAGAGGAUGUCCCACAUUUUAAUGCUCCAAUUUUUCUAGAAAACAAACAACAGAUCGGAAAAGUGGACGAGAUCUUUGGAUCCAUUAGAAAUUUUUAUUUCUCAGUAAAAUUAUCAGAAAACAUGAAAGCAAAAUCAUUUGCCAAAAGCACAAAGUUAUUUAUAGAUCCCUACAAACUAUUGCCCCUACAGAGGUUUCUGCCAGGGUCUGGAGGAGGAAGAGGUCGCGGAAGGGGUGGAAGAGGUGGGGGCCGGGGAGGAGGUCGAGGAGGGGGCAGAGGACGAGGUGGUCGUGGCGGCGGUGGUGGUUUUCGGGGCCGAGGUGGAGGUGGCGGUGGAUUCAGGGGUCGUGGUGGAGGUGGAGGGUUCAGAGGUCGAGGGGGAUUCAGGGGGAGGUAACCCCAGUGUGACAGUCUUCAGGAAUGAAUGUUUAGAAAACAUUAAGGACAAUUUUUGUAAUGACAUUCAUUGCAUUUAUCAUGUAGAUGGCAGGCUAUAUCUUACUUUUGUCUGUUGGUUAUGUGUUCAAGUUACAUGUCAUUUGUCUAUGUUGUUGCAUUGGAUUAAAUGUAUCAAUAAAUGGAUAAUAAUAAAUAUAUAACAUGCCCUUAU
This is a messenger RNA of Ostrea edulis (European flat oyster), 867 nucleotides long. RefSeq names its product H/ACA ribonucleoprotein complex subunit 1-like. The record is from RefSeq and is a predicted model, not a curated record. Gene Ontology annotation, cellular component: box H/ACA snoRNP complex. NCBI's taxonomy places the organism in Eukaryota, Metazoa, Mollusca, Bivalvia, Ostreida, Ostreidae. Gene Ontology annotation, biological process: ribosome biogenesis; snoRNA guided rRNA pseudouridine synthesis. Gene Ontology annotation, molecular function: box H/ACA snoRNA binding. The transcript is spliced from 7 exons. The coding region runs from base 16 to 654 and encodes 212 amino acids.